This is a messenger RNA of Mauremys mutica (yellowpond turtle), 2692 nucleotides long. It is a transcript of the gene KYNU, whose product is annotated as kynureninase. Gene Ontology annotation, molecular function: pyridoxal phosphate binding; kynureninase activity. Lineage: Eukaryota; Metazoa; Chordata; Testudines; Geoemydidae. Gene Ontology annotation, biological process: NAD+ biosynthetic process. The record is from RefSeq and is a predicted model, not a curated record. The coding region runs from base 647 to 2197 and encodes 516 amino acids. Gene Ontology annotation, cellular component: cytoplasm. The transcript is spliced from 16 exons.
CAAUAAGUGUCAGGCCUGAAGAGAGGAGUUAGAAGUGCUGAACCAGGCUCAGUUAGGCUCUGACUAGGAAAGGAAAGAAGAUCUCUAGUUCUUGCUCAUUGAGAGUAGCCUGGCUGGAGUCAGGGAGCCGAGUGGGACUGCUGGUGGUAGACAUAAUCACUGAAGAAUGGUACAUCUACAAGGAGCCCAGUGCAGUUGGGAAUGAAUGGCAGGAAGAGAGUUUGCCCAGGAUUCUGAGCAGAGGCCUGUGAAGAGCAGGAAAACUCCUGAAAACAGCACAAGAGUGCCUGUAAUGUUGGAAACUGAUGUCUGAAGAACUGGGAUUUUCAGAAGUAUAAAUACCAGAUAAAACCAAAAAUAAACUCCAAUCUGGGAGUCCUGAUAGCAGUAACCAUCUGAAGAAAAUGAGACAGUUUGCAUUUGUGAUGGAAAUCAAUGGCACAAACAUCAGUGGUGUUCCAAGAAGUUGCCCUGUGGUCUUAUAACACUGUUGCCCCACACAGACACAUACUGAAGAGUAACAGGCACCACCUUCUCCAGCUUCCAGAAGGGAGGGAGAAUAAGAAGCACUGAGCCUUUACUUUUGCCUGAAUAGUUCUCAGAAAGGGACCAACCACAACAGCUCAAGACAGAUGAGUCCUAGGUCAUGGAACCAUCAGAACAAAUUGACUUACUGCCUCCUGACAACAUUGUAUUGAUAUCUCAAGGGAGAUAUAGAGAGACAGUACAAGUAAGUGAAAAAGCUGAAGAGUUUGAAGAUUGCACAGACUGGAAAACAACUUCACAUGUGAAAUUAAAUGACUUGAAAAUGGAUUCAUCUUCUCAUGGGUUCCCAGUGACCAUUUUAGAACAAACUGCCGCACAGUUAGGAUGCAGUCCAGCAGAUCAGAAACUUGCUUUGCACUUAGAUGAAGAAGAUGAGCUGAAACACCUCCGUGAAUGUUUUCAUAUUCCAAAAAUCAAGGAUCUACCUCCAACUGACUCAACUUUAGUGAAUGAAAAUGAAAGCUGCAUAUACUUUGCUGGGAAUUCUCUCGGACUUCAGCCAAAAAAAGUGAAAGCUUACCUGGAUGAAGAGUUGGAUAUGUGGGCUAGAAGAGGUGUUCAUGGUCAUUUCAGUGGUAAACGCCCAUGGGCUUUAGGAGAUGAGUGCAUCGUGGAGCUUAUGGCUGAUAUUGUGGGUGCUCAAAAGGAAGAAGUAGCCUUAAUGAAUGGCCUGACUGUUAAUCUGCAUCUCCAGAUGUUAUCUUUUUUUAGCCCUACUCCAAGUCGUUAUAAAAUUCUUCUAGAAGCCAAAGCCUUUCCCUCCGACCAUUAUGCUGUUGAGUCUCAGCUUCAGCUUCACGGACUUGAUGUGGAGAAAUGCAUGCUCAUGAUACAGCCACGCAAGGAGGAGGAGACCUUGAGAAUUGAAGAUAUCCUUGACAUAAUUGAGAAGGAAGGGGACUCUGUUGCUGUAAUUUUGCUGAGUGGAGUGCAGUACUACACAGGACAGCUGUUUGACAUCCCCAGAAUAACAAAGGCUGGCCAAGAAAAGGGUUGCUAUGUUGGCUUUGACCUGGCUCAUGCUGCUGGUAAUAUAGAACUGCAUUUACAUGAGUGGGGAGUAGAUUUUGCCUGCUGGUGUUCCUACAAGUAUUUAAAUUCUGGAGCUGGGGGCCUGGCUGGUGCCUACAUUCAUGAGAAACAUUCCCAGACUAUAAAACCAGCGCUAAUAGGCUGGUGGGGUCAUGAAUUCAAAACUAGAUUUCUCAUGGAAAACAAAUUGCAACUAAGUCCUGGAAUCAAUGGAUUUCGGUUAUCAAAUCCUCCAAUUUUAUUGGUCUGUGCACUGCAUGCUAGUUUAGAGGUCUUUGGUCAAACUACAAUGAAAGCACUGAGAAGGAAAUCCAUUCUGCUAACGGGUUACUUGGAGUAUCUGAUAAAGCAUUACUACAGUGAGGAUAAAGCAAAUCCAGAGAAACCCUUUGUAAAAAUAAUCACACCACCUCAGAUUGAGGAAAGAGGAUGCCAGCUCACACUAGUUUUUUCUGUUCCAAUCAAAUCUGUAUUUAAAGAACUGGAAAAAAGAGGAGUAGCUUGUGACAUGCGAGAACCAAAUGCUCUUCGUGUUGCCCCAGUUCCUCUCUACAAUUCUUUCCAUGAUGUACACAGAUUUAUUGAAAUCCUGGGAUCUGCAAUUACAUCUGCAAAAUAAGCAGCAAACAAUGCUAUACCAUCCUGAUCUUAUUGAUGGCUCAGCUAUAUCUUUUAAUCUAUUUCUGACUAAGAUGCAUUUAUUCUUCUGAGCAAUUCUGUCCUUCUAGUAGACUAGGCUAUAUUCACUGCAAUUUGCAACAACAACAAAAAAGGGGGUGGGGGUGAUUGAAUAGUUAUUUACAACAGACUGUACUUGUUAUUAAAGCUAAUAUUUCCUCUUGGCUUUGACUUUGACUCCACAAGUUCUUAUGAUCUGUACAUUUUAAUGGGGCUUUUCUAAAACAUUUUAUAGUUUCAUUCCAUUAGCUUGAGAAGAGGAACAAGUGAAGACUUCAAUAAAUAAAAAAAAUAAAAUAUUGUACUAUAACAAUAUGAUGUAUAACAAAGAAUGAAAUAUUAGGCUUAUUACUUCAGUAAUGUACCAAAAGUUUGCAACCUAUUUUGCAGUUUUAAUUGGCAUCAAUUCUGUUUAAAUAAAUCAUAGGUACAUUUU